This is a messenger RNA of Panicum hallii, 2044 nucleotides long. RefSeq names its product cell division control protein 6 homolog. Gene Ontology annotation, cellular component: nucleus. Gene Ontology annotation, biological process: mitotic DNA replication checkpoint signaling. Gene Ontology annotation, molecular function: ATP hydrolysis activity; DNA replication origin binding. The coding region runs from base 1 to 1560 and encodes 519 amino acids. NCBI's taxonomy places the organism in Eukaryota, Viridiplantae, Streptophyta, Magnoliopsida, Poales, Poaceae. The transcript has 15 exons. The record is from RefSeq and is a predicted model, not a curated record.
AUGCCGACUCUCCGCAGCGCCACGGCGAACUCGCCCCCCGCCGCCACCCCGUCCCCUGCCGCCGCGAGCACGCCGCGCAGCGUCAAGCGCCGGCUGACGCCAGGCCGCGCCGGCGAGACGCCGGGCGCGUCGCGGCACACUUCCCCUCACCGAUCCCCGCACGCCGGCGCCGGAACAGUCUGCUCGCCGAAGCUGCUAUCGGCGUCGCCCAAGUCCUCGAGGAAGCGGCUCUACGGCGACCUUGUCGCGGCUGAGAAGCCAAAGUGGAAUCCCCGAGGCAAGCUCAAUUUCCAUUUUAGCCAGCCCAUGCGUUCACUUAGUUGCUUUUUUGGGGGGGGCCUGAUGGCGAAUUUGUCGUGCCACGCAGAUCCCGCGCAGAUGAGGGCUGUCAAGGAGGCGCUGCACGUGGCAACGGUGCCGUCGUGUGAAUUGGUUUGCCGGGACCAUGAGCAGAGGCGCGUGUUUGAGUUCUGUAAGGGGUGCGUCGAGCAGGAGAAGGCUGGGAGCCUGUAUAUCUGCGGGUGUCCCGGCACGGGGAAGACCUUAUCGGUUAACAAGGUCAAGGAGAGCUUAAUGAGUUGGGCUGAUGAGAUGGGAAUGGAGACACCCGACUCGUUAGCAAUCAACUGUACAAACCUGUCAAACACAUCCGAGAUUUUUAGCAAGAUACUGGGACAAUUUCAGAACCGUAAGAAGGGAAGCAACAAACUGUCACCACUUCAGCAACUUCAGAGCAUGUUUUCCAACAAGGAAUCAGCUCCAAGAAGAAUGAUGUUGGUCAUUGUGGAUGAGAUGGACUACUUAAUAACUAGAGACCGGGCUGUGCUACAUGAUCUUUUCAUGCUUACGACUUUCCCAUAUUCUAGAUGCAUACUAAUAGGAAUUGCCAAUGCCAUAGACCUUGCAGAUCGGUUUCUUCCAAAGCUUGAAUCCUUAAAUUGCAAACCUCUUGUUGUAACUUUCCGUGCUUAUUCCAAGGAUCAAAUAUCUGACAUAAUUAAGCAUAGACUAAAGGUUCUUGAGUAUGAUGUUUUUGAACCACUGGCUCUGGAGUUUUGUGCUAGAAAAGUCGCAGCAGCCACUGGUGACAUGAGAAAAGCUCUAGGUGUUUGCAGGAGUGCUGUGGAGGUUCUUGAAGCAGGGCUACAAGAUUCUGAUCAAGAAUUAGGAAUAGUGACGUUCGACCAUAUGGAUAUAGCCUUAUCAAAGGCAUUCAAGUCAGCAGUAGUAGAUAGCAUACUGUGUCUUCCCCAACACCAACAGAUGGUACUGUGUGCAUUGGCAAAUACUUUCCAGCAUUGCAAGAAAAAGGCCACUACUCUAGGGGAGCUCAACAAAUCGUACAUUGGAAUCUGUAGAUCAACCCAAGUCCCAGCAGUUGGAAUGCUUGAAUUUUCUAACAUGUGCAUGGUUUUGAGCGAUCAGGGAUUCAUGAAGCUGGGACAAUCCAAGGAAGAUAAGCUUAGGAGAGUAACACUUCAGAUUGACAUUUCAGAUAUAGGUUUUGCAUUUAAGGGAAAUCGUUUCUUUCAAAAAUGUCUGGAGCAGCCAAGAUGCUAGCUAGACUCAUAGUUACCAACAAUUACCACCUGGAUGCGCAAUGCUCAGGUGACUGACUGAUACAAUCCCAUUAUGCUAGCUCAGUCCUUAAUGUGCUGAAGGAUGCCAGUGAUAGUCAAGCAAGCUGCACCAUCUGUAUUUGGUCAUGCAUUCAGCAAACUGCAGUUUACUGCUCCCUCUUAAUGGAUUACUUGAAUUCAGGGAGCUUCACUCAGUUCAGGCCGCCUUCGAUCUACAGGAUCAAAACUUGGUGAAAUAUGAGAAACUCUUUCUUGGAGUGCGGAGAGAAGUGUACAUGUGAUGAGUUAUGACAGUAAUAUCUGACACAAUUCUUACAAAAGAUAGUUGACUGUAUUUUGAUUUCUCCACUUUUGGUUCUUGCAGAACCGAUUAUAUAGCUAAUCACUAGCAUAGGAACAACAUUUAUUGUCACACUUCUUGCUGAAAAUUGAAACUGAUAAUGAGAAGAUGGGAUUAUGUGAUA